AUGAUUGGCUCCUUCUGGAAUCUCUGUCGUGCUUGCCCUUCGAUGCCUGUCGAUAAGCUUCACUCCGAAUAUAGGAGCACGUAUCGAUGGCAUGAGUAUACGGGGCCCAGACAUGAGGUCGUCAGAAAACCACCGCAAACCGAUAAACCUAACGAAGUUAGUGUCUUAAGAUAUAACGAUGAAGAAUUUCACGCGGACUCAGAGUCUAAACGAGAACCAGCGAUGCCUCGACGAAAAAAGUAUCCUGACUUAGCCUACCGGCAUCAUGAAUUCAUUGGAAGUGGAACUAAUGAUUUUAAUAUCGGUGAUAGAGCUAGAUCGGAAGAACGGAACGGGGGCGAGUGGAGACCCUCGAGGCGUAGCAAGUCGGAAGGGCCUCUGCGAAAUGGCAUUCAAGACAACGCUACCGCCUCAGGUGGCAAUAGGAACCGGGAACGCCGCAGAGAAUCCGAUCCCGAUAAGGAAAACACGAUUACGGGAAAAGACGGGAGUCUUUUAAGAAACGCUAUUUCAAAAUUAAGUACUGAAUAUAGACUGCAAUUUGCUUGGCCUCAGGGACACCAAUCGAGACGAGAAGCUGCCGGUUCCACUCCGAGGAAGAGCCAUUCAAUGGGAGCUUUAAAAGCAAGAUCUCAAGCCAACGCCAUGGUACAUAAAAACCGAGUCAUACUCGAGAAUAAAGAUGCUAGCGAAAUGGAGCCUUUGGUGGACGAAAGGACUCAAUGCAGAGAAGAUUUUAACACCGAGUACAAGAAGGAAUUUAGGCCAUUUUCGCAUUACGACCAUUCGUCUAAGGAAGCAGGUGUCAUUGACAGCGUUCAGAAGCAAAAGUCGCUUAACAAUAAAUAUUGGUAUAAAGAAGUUGUCGAGUUGCGCAAGAAGGCCGGGGAAUAUAAAAGUCGCGGAUGGGGAAGUGAAAUCGCACCGGAACGCCCUACUGAUAUUUACAAUAAGCAAAUAGAAUUGUGGGAUCAAGUGUCGAGAAGAAGUUCUCUAGCAGCACUGUCCUUAGCUUCUAUGAGUCAUAAGAACUACACCAAAGAAGAAAAAGAAGAUGACAAUAACAGAAAGAGUUCGCCUACAAAAGCUUAUAGGAAUGCCGAGAAUUCUGCGCGAAUGAUAAGGGACAUUAUACGACAUCAUUUAGAGCGAACAACUGGUGGUUCAGAAUUCGACGGUCUUAUCUUAUCACCUACAAGGGAAAAAUUAGAACCUACAAUACCAAGAAAGGACGACGACUCGAGAGGCUCUCAAAAAAACAGCCCGAAGAAGAGUUCUCCUCUAAAAUCUACUAAGAGACCAAAUCAAAAAACUAAACAAGGUGGGCCUACAGCACUUCGGUCGCAGUCCGUUGGGCCGACAACAGACAGUAGCACUGAAAAGAAAUCGCCCAAACGCCAAUCUAGAUCGACUACGGCGAAGAACGAGAGAAAACCUUCAGCCGAAACGCCUUCGACUAAAAGACCAAGACCCUCCUCCCUCAACACCAAUGUCUCAUCCCGAUCUAAACCCAGUUCGGUAGUAACAAAAGUUGAAGAUGAUAGAUUGGCCAAACCGUUGCAAAACCAAAAAACUCUAGAUACAUCUAAGCAAAAUCAAAAACCGAGUAGUGAUAGAAAAGGAGAUGUUACAGCCGAAGCUGCGAAAGGUUCCGCGGAAAAUAAGGAAGCUCCAAUGCAAGAUGAAUACGACAGCCUUAAUUACGAGCCUGUAAUUAAAUCGCCUCCAGAACCAACUAGGGUAAAGUCUCCAGAACAGAUAAUUAUGCGUUCCCCUGAUCCAGUUAAUUGGACAGUGCCUUUGGAUACCGGAAAAACAUUUACUGUUACACAAAACGUUCGAGAAGGAGACAUUGGAAGUAGACCUCACAGUGAAGUGAAGGUCUGGACGCCGCCAGAUGUACCGCCUCCUGUGGCCCAGUCAGCCCCGCCAACACUUUUACCUAAGGAGACGGGAGGCCUGUCUUAA
Messenger RNA from Phyllotreta striolata, 1968 nucleotides. The record is from the annotation of a GenBank genome assembly. Lineage: Eukaryota; Metazoa; Arthropoda; Insecta; Coleoptera; Chrysomelidae.